GCUGGACCUCCUCAUUUAACUUUAAUUCACAAGAAAACGCUAAAGAUGCCUGAUGAUGUCUUAUGUGUUCGAUAUAGGCCUAAUCAGAAAUUGAUUGCCGUAGCAUUACUAGACGCGACUGUCAAAUUACCUGUAUUAUCAAUAGAUAUAUCUUCGGAUAAUAAAUUAUUAGUAACUGGUUCAGCUGACAAAAAUAUUAAGAUAUGGGCCUCGAUUUUGGAGAUUGUCAUAAAUCAGUGUUCAUUUUGUCCAGGGUACACAUUAUAUUUCACAGCGAACAAAGAUAAGUUUGUGAAAUAUUGGGAUGGUGAUAAG
Messenger RNA from Scutellospora calospora, 315 nucleotides. The record is from the annotation of a GenBank genome assembly. NCBI's taxonomy places the organism in Eukaryota, Fungi, Glomeromycota, Glomeromycetes, Diversisporales, Gigasporaceae.